Messenger RNA from Parastagonospora nodorum SN15, 1383 nucleotides. RefSeq lists its product as hypothetical. Gene Ontology annotation, biological process: positive regulation of transcription by RNA polymerase II. Gene Ontology annotation, cellular component: nucleus. The coding region runs from base 1 to 1383 and encodes 460 amino acids. The record is from RefSeq and is a predicted model, not a curated record. Gene Ontology annotation, molecular function: transcription cis-regulatory region binding; DNA-binding transcription factor activity. The transcript is spliced from 3 exons. NCBI's taxonomy places the organism in Eukaryota, Fungi, Ascomycota, Dothideomycetes, Pleosporales, Phaeosphaeriaceae.
AUGGGGAACAACAAUUUCUUCGAUUUCUCAGGGCCUUUAGGAAUUGGGACAUGGGAUGAAGCUAUGCUCUUGAGUCCUAAUUCAUGGCCUUCCAAUCCUUCCGAUCUAUCUACCCAUGGCCCACAGCAUCAACUAGACGCUAUCUCACAGCCUGUUCAUCAGCCACCAGUUAGUCACCAGUCCCCGGGUAAAGGCACCCGAAGGAGAGCUUGUUCCAUCCCAGAGCGCGGACAUCAGCAAGCAGAAGCUGCGUCUACAUCGCCUUUCUCGGCGGAAAAUGCCCCCAAUGGCACUAUCGAUGAAGACUUUCUCCUCAAUACAUUUUUGCAGAUGCUAAUGCCACCAAUCCUUGCAACUACAGAAAUAGGACCAAAGUGGGCGACAACAAGAGCAUUCUUCAACGCUAUGGCCGCGGAAUCUCUCGUCGUUAGAAGUGCAAUCAUGGCUUUUACAGCUAUGCAGAUGCAACGAAGUGGAUUGGGCGGUGAUGCGAUGAAGACUGAUUGGAGGCCGUUAUAUGACAGUGCCGCUCGCAAUUUGUCUAGCGCUCUUGCCAGCAAACGCAAAGAGGAGGGGAAAGAUGGCAUGAAAAUACCACUGAAGUUUUUCCUGGCGUCAUUGUUCUUGCUAACAUAUACUGAUUUACUCACCGAGACACUUCCUAGAGCCCAUGCCAAUCUCCGAGAAGCCUAUACGUUGAUACAGAACGUUGAUAAAACUUCUUUUUCUAUCCCCGAAAGGCGAAUCAUAUCAUGGCUCCGCCUCUUGGAUGCACGUGCAAUUUCGACCGCUGGUGGCGAAGGCUUGUUCCUCGCUGAUACGGAUGAAACCUUGUUCGAUGCAACACCUGCGGCAGACGUCAACGCAGAGCCAGAAACACUUGAUACUGAGAUCGAGGAAAUCUUAUUUGAUGUCCUUUACCACCCAGGCAUUGUGUUCUACCAAAAGAAAAGCAUCUUUGCGAGAAACUUAGUGGCAGCGCUCACGCGUAGUUUUCGCACUUAUCUAGGCCAACUACUACGCGUCAUUCUUACAUCUUCCACCGCGUCGCCUAUGUUCAAGUAUCCGAAAACAAAAGACGAAAUAGAUGCCAUUGUGAAAAUCAAAAAGGGUGGUGCGCAUCUCAUGGCACAAACGGACGAGUCACUGCCAGUCAAUUUACUAUGGCCGUUACUUAUGUGGGGCGCGGAAGAAGACGAUGUAGAGGAACGCAAGUGGAUCGUCAAGGCCAUUCGUGGUCUCGAGAGUAUUGCAACAAACGCAAAGCCUACCGCAGACCUACUAGAAGAAGUGCAGCGCCGACAAGACGAAGGGCAAAGAAGGGUCGAUGUACGAAGCGUGAGCCAAGAGUAUUUUGCGAGCCACCACUUCGCCAUUGUCUAG